CGGGAGGCAUCAACUUCAGCAGGCAUCGUGAGAAGAAAAAAAAGUUCUUUUGACGUCAGCCACGUCAGAUUUCAGUAGUCCAAGAUGGCGGAGGUGAGCGGGUUGAGGAGCCGAAAUCACUUCGAGCCCAACUGCAAAAGCCGAGUCGUUGACGAAGGCUUGAGGGGUGUAGAAGAUGUCCCCAUUUUUCGGCAUAAGCAGAGGCCUCCUUUAGUCAUGUCCGAAGACCUGGAGGAGGAAUUGCUCCCCAGCACUAUGGCCUCAAACUCGGGCAAAAAUGUUAGACUUGCCCCCUCAUCAGUUGAAGAGAGUGGGGAAGAAGAGGAUGUGGUAGAGGAAGAGAAGGCCAGGCCCAUCCAGGUUGUCCUGGCCAACGAGGACGAACACAGCUUUGAGCUGGACGCUGCAGCGCUGGAGAGGAUCCUGCUGCAGGAUCACAUCAAGGACCUGAAUGUAGUGGUCGUGUCUGUGGCCGGGGCCUUCCGCAAGGGCAAGUCCUUCCUGCUGGACUUCAUGCUGCGCUACAUGCAUAGUCAGGGCAAGCCGUGGAUGGGAGGGGAUGAUGAGCCCCUGACUGGGUUUACCUGGAGAGGAGGCUGCGAGAGGGAGACCACAGGAAUUCAGAUCUGGAGCGAAGUCUUUGUGGUCGACAAGCCUGAUGGCAGCAAGGUUGCAGUGCUCCUCGUUGACACUCAAGGAGCAUUUGACAGCCAGUCCACCAUAAAGGACUGUGCCACUGUGUUUGCCCUCAGCACUAUGACCAGCUCUGUACAGGUGUACAAUCUGUCCCAGAACAUACAGGAGGAUGACCUGCAGCAUUUGCAGCUCUUCACAGAAUAUGGCCGGCUGGCAAUGGAAGAGAUCUACCUGAAACCUUUCCAGUCCCUGAUGUUUCUGAUUCGUGACUGGAGUUAUCCUUAUGAACACGACUACGGGCUGGAAGGAGGCAACAACUUCCUCAACAAAAGACUACAGGUGAAACAGAACCAACACGAAGAGCUGCAGAAUGUCCGGAGGCACAUCCACUCCUGCUUCUCCAACAUCGGCUGCUUCCUGCUGCCACAUCCGGGCCUCAAGGUGGCCACCAACCCCUACUUUGACGGCCGGCUGAAAGACAUUGAUGAUGAUUUUAAGAGGGCGCUGGCAGAACUGGUGCCUCUCCUCCUGGCCCCGGACCGACUGGUGGAGAAAGAGAUUGGAGGGAACAAAGUCACCUGCAGAGAUCUUCUGGAGUACUUCAAGGCUUACAUAAAAAUCUACCAAGGGGAGGAACUGCCUCACCCAAAGUCCAUGCUGCAGGCGACAGCAGAAGCCAACAACCUGACUGCUGUGGCAGGAGCCAAAGACAUGUACGGCAAGAACAUGGAGCUGGUCUGCGGUGGGGACAAGCCAUACAUUGCCCCGGCUGACCUGGAGCGCUUCCACGAGGAGUUUCGAGAGCACUCGGUGCAUUACUUCCGCUCCGUAAAGAAAAUGGGCGGCGAGGAGUUCUGCCAGCGCUACCAGAGCCAGCUGGAGUCCGAGCUGGACGAGACCUACACCAACUUCUCCAAGCACAACGACGGCAAAAACAUCUUCUACACCGCACGCACACCUGCCACGCUUUUCGCAGUCAUGUUUGCCACCUACGUGGUGUCCGGCGUGACGGGCUUCAUCGGGCUGAGCACCUUAGCUGUGCUGUCUAACCUGGUCAUGGGCGUGGCGCUGCUUUCGCUCUGCGCCUGGGCGUAUGUCAAGUAUUCUGGAGAGUUUCGGGAGUUGGGAACGAUGAUAGAUCUGGUGGCCGAGACACUCUGGGAACAGAAGACGGUCAGAAAGGUGUUUUCCAAACUUUUGGAGCCUGUCAGGAGCCGCCUGGCUUGGCCCGUCUCUCUCCUCCCUUCAUUCCCAUCAGGAGCGAUGCUGGGACUCCAAGCUCUGUCUCCUCUCAACAACAACUACUACAAGAAGAUGAAAUAGCUACUGGCCGAAUUUACAGACUGUUAAACGUCCUUCUCAUAUCCAAACUUCCUUUGCUGGCUUCUUUUAUUGUUAAUGUUCAGUCCAAUGGUGCUGGAUUCUUAUACUUUAACCCCUGGACACCCUCUGAACACUGGCAGGCCAGGAUCGUCUCAGGAUCUCAUGGACGCCUGCCCAAAUGGUUUUGAAGCCGCUAAGUGAACAUUAUAUGGAAGACAACGUCAGACAGACGGUGGUUAACUCUAUCAAAGCCAGCUUGACAGAGCAGAGCUCACAGCACACCAAGUUAAAGACUCACUGACGCUCUCCCUCCUCUACUCCCCCGUCAUGUUCAUCACCCUCCUGCCCACUCGCUCAAUGUGUUCAAUCCUAGAACAGUGAAACUAGUUCAACACCAAAGCUGACCCCUCUUUUAUCCCCCUCCAAACGUCCAUCAUCACAUCGCUGCCCCUCCCUCAAUAUUUGCUGUUGUGGACCUGUAGGCUCGCUGUCUGCCCUGCUCUUCAUCGCCCUCUAGUGCCUCAGAGCAGAAACUGCAGCGUCAUGAGAGGACCGAGCAGACGAGCCGGUGGUGACGCCUCUUGCCAAAACAGGACCUAAAGGACGGUCUUCUUCUCCGGUGUGCCAUGCUGUGAUAGAUGCGUCUCAUGUUGUAGACACACACACACACACACACUCACUUGCUGGUAGCAGACUGCGCUCGCUUCAGGAUUGAGCUGUAAUUCAGGGAAAACUGACACCGCCGUAGGCAACUGUUGUCAACAAUGGAUGCAAACUGAAACACUUUUCUGUGCAUUGAUCGUUUUGUCUUACAGGCCAGAGCUCAGUUCACUUUCUCUUCAGCCUGUUUAUUAACGUUUCCUACAAGCACAAGUGAUAAUCAACUAAUUAUGACGGGAUUUGUCGGGUUCAUGUCUUUUUGUUAAUUCAGUAAAAUCAGGAAUACCAUUUCAUUAAUUCUACUGGAGUGGGAGUAAAUCGAAAAGCCCGUCAUGGACAAGCUGUCAAAGUUCCUUCCUGGUGAAUUGCUGUCUUCUUGUACAAAUCUGAACUGGAAAUCAAUCCAAACUGUAUUUUUCCGUCUUCUGACACCACUAGUUCACUUGGCUGUCUCCCAUUCAUUUAGUUUAGUUAAUCAAACUCUGGCCUCAGGUUGCUUCUACACAUCUGUACGUAUUCUUUCCCUUUAAUGUUUUGUGACUGUAAUCCUGAAGAGAACUGUAGGAAGCCUCGAGCCUCUCAGCUGAUUUUGACAUGUUUUUAAUUUUAGGACUGACGUGUUUUAUCUGGCCUUUGGCGUCUUGUAGCGGACCUGCCAGUGUUUGGCCCUCUGCAUGGUGUUAAGAGCUACUGUGUUGUAGCAUUAAGCUAGCUAAGAGCCUUUUAGAGUCCAAGCCUCUGUAGUCGCCGGGGAGGAUGGUCUGUCAUUUUGAACCAUUUUCUCUUCCACCGCCUUUUAUGAAGGCCACACUAGCCCUGGAUGUUUCCCCUCACAUGUUUAGGUCCUCGCUUCUUUCACUUUUGGGGAGUUUUUUUAGCUUAAACUCCUAUUACACCUUUUUAGGAAUAGUUAGACAUUUUGGAAAAUAUUUUUUUUGAGUAAGUGUUGGUGGUGCCACUCAUAGAAACGACAGCAGUUUUAUUCUAACUCAGAAAAACUGAGUAAGCAGAUCUCCCAAAAUCAGUUUCUUUAUGUGACCAGACGUGAUUGUAUCUACUGCCUUUUUGCUGUUCCUUCUCUAGAGUUGGAUACAUCUGAGUCACUCUGUUGACCAUUUCUCUGUCAGAGCUGGGUCUCCUGAAAGCAGCUUAAUAAAAUGUGGUCACUCCACAAUAGAGACCUGAUGUAAUGUUAUUAAAUUGACUGAAACCUGAACCCCCCCCCCCCCUUUAUAUUUCUCACAGCUGCUCUUCUGUGUGAGCUUUUUUAUUGAUUCCAUCCACAUUUCUCACCUCAAUCGCCAGUCUCAUUGUGUACAGCCUCUCUCUUUCUGUGUUCACAUAUUACCAAUCGGGCAUGUAUGUUGGAUUAAAUAUUUAAAUAAACUUUGUAUACAUUUUAUAGUGAAUCAGUUGACAAUGGCUUUGUUUUUUGAUCAAUUUAACAGUCUGUGGUUUAAGAAUAAGUUGCUGCUUUAGGGCUUACACUAGUUAAAUCUCCUUUUCAUGAGGACGGACGUUAAUAGAGAUGUGGUGUGAAUAUUUGGAUUCUGAUAGGAAAAUCAUUUGUGACGAGUGGGUUGGAGACGAUGUCUGUCUGCCUUUUAAAGAUAUCUCCGGUAAUUUAUUUUUGAAUCGAAUGUUUACCUUAAGAAUAAAUCCUGAAUUCAAUUA
Etheostoma spectabile (orangethroat darter) is the source of this 4293-nucleotide messenger RNA. RefSeq names its product atlastin GTPase 2 (gene atl2). The record is from RefSeq and is a predicted model, not a curated record. The transcript has 16 exons. The coding region runs from base 85 to 1959 and encodes 624 amino acids. Gene Ontology annotation, molecular function: GTPase activity; GTP binding. Lineage: Eukaryota; Metazoa; Chordata; Actinopteri; Perciformes; Percidae.